AUGGCCGAUUCCUUCAAUCUCCCUUUGCGCCCAAUCCUUGACCAUAAUGACCGCCCAGACACAUUACCAGUUGAGAUCGCCCAAAUCAACAGCCAGUGGGGUUCCUUUCGCGAUGUGAAUGAAGAGGUCCUCCGAAAGAAGAUUGCCGAAGAAAAGGACAAGAAUGGGAUUGAUGAGGAGCAGAGCGAAGACGCGACCGAUCUGGACUCGACAGAGCGUGUGGAGCAGCUAUAUAAGCGGCGUGCCGACAUCACUCAGUUCGCCAUGCAAGCCCAUAUGGAGACUUUGUUCGCUCUCGAUUUUGUCUCUCUGCUGCUAUCGAAGCAGCUCCCACGCCAGGCCGAAACGUCUAUGUCGGCCUUCCUUAAGCAAGUCGCACCUCUCGGCUCCCUCAACGCGGAGGCCGUGAACCCUCCACCGAAGCCAGAAUCUACGGUGAAAGACAUUUCGGCGGUAUCGAGGGGGUGGCGGAUUCAGAACUUUAAUGGGGCUGCGAACAAGUUACUACAAGCUGCAUCUAGACUUGAAACCGAGGUCACGUCCGAGACGCGCUAUUGGAACGAGGUUUUGGCCGUCAAGGACAAAGGGUGGAAAGUUUCUCGGCUGCCCCGAGAAAGACAAGCGCUAGGCGUGCAGUUUGGGUUCCUGGAAGCUACGCCGGUUUUCCGCGACCGUGGGCUUGCCUCUUUACGCCGAGCCGAGGAUGGAAGUCUGCUGCUAGACAAGGGACUUGUUCCUUCAAAACCACGCUUCGUCCGGGUACGAGUGUUACAAAGCGGUCGGCUCUCAGGUUGUUCGCAAUCAACGAAUCCCACGCUCAGCGGCGAGGAAACGAUCGAGGGUCGCAUCCUACAGGCGCGAGACACUGUGUUCGAAGAAGAGCUCUUCCAUGAACUAUUUCGAGAAGCCAAGGCAAUUGCAGGCUUUGGCGUUACCACGCGCCAGAACCUCAUCCAAAUCCCCGCAUCUGAAGAUCUCGAAAUCUUGCUGGACCUAGUGGACGUCGAUCGAAACCACCUACAACCAGACCAUGGUACUUCGAAAGAAGGAAAUUCUAUUGCCGAGGGACUGGCUCAUACUAUUAGGAUCUUGUUGGCAUACGCCCACCGCCAAAAUCUGCAACGUCGAACACUUCUGCCACCACCUUUGACCCCCAAGAAGCGAACAAUCCCGGAGCAUCAACUCCUUCGCCCGGCUCUAGCCUACGUCCAGCACAUGUCCCAUACACAGUGGUUGCAGUCAUUACUGAGGGAUAUCUUCGGUGUUUUGCAAUCAGCACACAUCAGUCCCCCGGCGUACACGGCGAAUAUCUUUUCAACUGCGCAGGGAACAGCCUCCCAAGUCCCCACUGUUGAAGCCCUGAUAGAAAGCUUCCUCACACCCUUCGAGUCCACCUUCAAGGGGAAACUUUCAACCCCACGCGGCUCCUUUUCAAUCUCAGUUUCCACCAACCUUUCCCUGCCGCCCUAUGGCACUAGCUUUGACGUGUCAUUCGAAAUGCCAACGCAUCCAGACCUCAAGUCUCCCGGCAGUCUUUCCCAAAGAGAGGAAGUGGAAGCUGCCGUGACUCAUCUCCUAUUGCUUGAUGUCGUCUUCGCUAUCUCGUCCAAUGAAUCUCUCAGGAACAAACCUGAAAGUAAAGUCUCAGGUGCCUGGGAAGCGAUUUACCCUCAACACGGUGAACUCCUCUUGUCCUCUGAUCCCCUUAACCGCAAGAAAAUGAAGAUCAAACUCUCCCGCCAUGAGCUGUCCCUCGAGGCUUACACCGUACGUUGUUUCAAUGGUACCGGACUGGGGAAAAAGGAGGACCCUAUCGAAUCUGAAUCCCGGACGUGGAAGUCUUCAACUUCUUCCCAGUCUUUGAGGGACCAUGUUCGAGACAUUACACCCCACAAGCAAUCAGCCGAAGAUCGGGCCGAAGUCCCCUGA
Molecule: messenger RNA, 1929 nt
Organism: Penicillium salamii
Lineage: Eukaryota; Fungi; Ascomycota; Eurotiomycetes; Eurotiales; Aspergillaceae
Source: the annotation of a GenBank genome assembly